Phragmites australis (common reed) is the source of this 2515-nucleotide messenger RNA. Its product is annotated as aspartate--tRNA ligase, chloroplastic/mitochondrial-like. The record is from RefSeq and is a predicted model, not a curated record. Lineage: Eukaryota; Viridiplantae; Streptophyta; Magnoliopsida; Poales; Poaceae. Gene Ontology annotation, biological process: aspartyl-tRNA aminoacylation. Gene Ontology annotation, cellular component: cytoplasm. The transcript has 15 exons. Gene Ontology annotation, molecular function: nucleic acid binding; aspartate-tRNA ligase activity; ATP binding. The coding region runs from base 11 to 2083 and encodes 690 amino acids.
AUCCACCGCCAUGUCUUCUUCAAGUCCGAAACCCCUUUCCCCAUCCGCUUCGUUCCCCUCGUCGUCUCUAAUGGCCUCCUCCUUCCUCCGCGCCUCGCCCCUCUCCCUCCUCUCCCGCCUCAGGCCUAGGCCGCCCGCUUCGCACGUCCGCCGCCUCCUCCCGCUCUUCACCUCCUCCGCCUCCGCCACCGCCUCGUCCUCCCGCUCCCCGUCCCCGCUCCGAACCCUAGCGGGCGCGGCGGCCACCGACGCGGCCGCGACCCCGUCGAAGGAGUCUAAGGUUGAGAGGUUGCAGUCGCUGCAGUGGCCACGGAGGGACGCACUGUGCGGAGAGCUCGGCGCCGGUGACGCCGGCCGUCGGGUGCGGCUAUGUGGCUGGGUCGCGCUCCGCCGUACGCACGCUGGGCUCACCUUCCUCACCCUCCGCGACCGCUCCGGCAUGGUGCAGGUGACAACUUUACCAGAGUAUCCAGAAGUUUACAAUGUAGUGAACAAGCUGAGAGUAGAGUCCGUGGUUGCUAUUGAGGGGGUGGUACAGCCACGCCCGGCAGAUGCCAUCAAUGCGGAUAUGAAGACUGGGGCUAUAGAGGUUGCUGCAGAUCGUGUUUUAGUGCUGAACUCAGUAACUCGUUCAUUGCCGUUUCCAGUUACAACUGCUGAUACUGUAAAAGAGAAAUUUCCGGAAGAAAUUAGACUGAGGUUUCGAGUCCUGGACUUGCGUCGUCCACAUAUGCAAUCAAACUUGAGGCUGCGCCAUAAUGUUGUUAAGCUCAUUCGUCGUUGCUUGGAGGAUGAGCAUGAUUUUGUUGAGAUUGAGACUCCAGUUUUAUCCAAAUCUACACCAGAAGGUGCUCGAGACUAUCUUGUACCAUCAAGAGUUCAGCCAGGAACAUUCUAUGCUCUCCCUCAAAGCCCUCAGCUAUUCAAGCAAAUGUUGAUGGUCUCUGGCUUCGAAAAAUAUUAUCAAAUUGCAAGGUGCUUCCGAGAUGAAGACUUGCGCGCAGACAGGCAACCAGAGUUUACACAACUUGAUAUGGAGAUUGCCUUUACAUCAAUGGAGGAUAUGUUGAAGUUGAAUGAAGAAUUGAUGAGACAUAUAUUCCAAGAGGUUAGAGAUAUCAAGCUGCCAAAUCCUUUUCCAAGGUUAACAUAUGCUGAUGCAAUGAAUCGCUAUGGGACAGAUAGGCCUGACCUUCGGUUCGAUUGGGAGCUGAAAGAUGUUAGUGAUGUAUUUUUGAGCAGUAGCUUCAAGGUUUUUGCCGAUACAUUAGAAAAUGGAGGUAUAAUAAAGGCACUGUGUGUGCCUGGUGGCGCCAAAGUGUUUUCAAACACUGAUCUAAAGAAAGGAACUGUCUACACUGAAGCUUCCAAAUCUGGAGCUAAGGGCCUGCCUUUCCUCAAAGUUAUGGAGAAUGGUGAGCUUGAAGGAAUUGGUCCGCUGGUGUCAAGUCUGAAACCUGAAAAGAAAGAUCAGUUGGUGGAACUUCUGGAUGCGAAGGCAGGUGAUCUUAUCCUGUUUGCACUGGGGGAACAAUCAUCGGCUAAUCAAAUUCUUGGCAGAUUAAGAUUAUUUAUUGCUCAUAAGAUGGAAGUGAUAGACAUGUCAGCACACUCAGUUCUUUGGGUAACAGAUUUUCCUAUGUUCGAAUGGAACAGUGAUGAGCAGAGAUAUGAGGCUCUACAUCAUCCUUUCACUGCACCAAAUCCUGAAGAUAUGAAUGAUCUACGAUCAGCUCGUGCAUUGGCUUAUGACAUGAUUUACAAUGGGGUGGAGAUUGGAGGAGGCAGUUUGAGAAUCUACAAAAGUGAUGUACAACAAAGGAUUUUCGAGAUCAUCGGUAUCUCACCUGAACAGGCAGAGGAGAAAUUUGGCUACCUUCUAGAAUCUUUCGACAUGGGUGCCCCUCCACAUGGAGGCAUUGCCUAUGGAUUGGAUCGGUUGGUCAUGCUUUUGGCUGGUGAGAGUUCGAUCCGGGAUGUGAUAGCUUUCCCAAAGACCACGACUGCUCAAUGUGCUCUCACCAAAGCACCAUCAGCUGUAGACGCUCAGCAACUGAAGGACCUUGCCUUCCCUGCUUCUUGAGGGUACUGUUUUUUUUAAGAACUUCUUGAGGAUACUGUUGAUAGCGAAAACGUCUGGGGUAGCUAGUAGUUUACAUUGGGCUCCUUUUCUGUUUUGAACCUUUUUUUUUUGGUUUGCAUAGUUUGCAUAGCAGGGAGUGAUUUUGUUCGUGAGAAAUUUUGACCCAGAGGGAUUUAUAUAUAGAGAACGCUUAAACCUGCCAAAGUACUGGAUGCAACAGUAAUUUGAUAAAAGAUUUAGGCCUGGAGGCACAUUAGCCAUGUUAUGUAUUUGUGCACAACCUUUCCUCUUCUAAAUUAUCAACAGAAUAUGUAUUCUUGUAGAACAGUGUGAACUGCAGAACUCCAUUUGUUGUACCCCAAUUGUUUUUUCAUGUAACCGACUGUUUUCUUCAAUAGCAUGCUUGGAUACAAAUCCUGUACCAUUUGUUAA